Trichomonas vaginalis G3 is the source of this 858-nucleotide messenger RNA. RefSeq lists its product as uncharacterized. NCBI's taxonomy places the organism in Eukaryota, Parabasalia, Trichomonadida, Trichomonadidae. The transcript has a single exon. The coding region runs from base 1 to 858 and encodes 285 amino acids. The record is from RefSeq and is a predicted model, not a curated record.
AUGAUUUUAUCAAUUCUUAUGUUUAUGAAAUGCAAAGAUAAUUAUCAAAAUUUUAAUUUCGAUCGAUGCAGAUUAUCUGAAAAUGAAACACACUGGAUGAGCAAUAGCGAAAUAUUCACUUUUGGGAUAUAUUUGCAUUCAAAAUCAACUUCCUCCGUUGAACUGACAAGUAGUGAUGGAAAACAGUAUAGUAUCAAACCAGGAAAAUGCAUAUACAUAGCCCAACAGAAUAUUUCUGCUAAAUGUUCAGGCAAAGAUUGCGAUAUCACAUUUUGGUUUUCUCCAGUUCCUGGAGAUUAUGCAUACAUUAUUGCUGAUUCUACUGGUGCUGCUUAUUACGCUAAAAAUGUUCGAUUAACUACAGAUUAUUUAUCUUUUAUUGACUUCGGAUCUGAUUCAAGAAUUGAAAUUUCGGAUUUAGAACACCCAAAGAGAUAUCCUCUUACAUUUUAUACAAGCGAAACAAAUAAUUCUGAUAUUGCCGAGUAUUCAACUUUUAAUCUCAUGAAUGGCUCAGUUGUUAACUUUUCCAAGCCAGGUAUAUUGCAAUUAUCGCAAGCUCCGUUUGAUAGGAUAAGUUUCAAUUUUAUUGCUGGAUCAACUUUGAAGAAUUCCAAAGAAUUUUCUCAGAAUGGACUUUCUGUUGAAUGGGAAAAUGUAAAUUAUACAAGACACGAUAUUUAUUCAAAAAUUUCAACAGAAUUUAACGAAAUGCCAAUUAAAUAUACUAUGAACGCCAUUACAGCCUUAGUUUUCCUUACCUCUCUGAUAUAUUCUCUGAUUAAAUUGAGGUGCUGUCAAUGUUGUAAUAAUAAACCUAAAGAAGAAUCUAUAACCGAAGCAUCUCUACUUGUUUGA